Pygocentrus nattereri (red-bellied piranha) is the source of this 662-nucleotide messenger RNA. Its product is annotated as 60S ribosomal protein L13a-like. Lineage: Eukaryota; Metazoa; Chordata; Actinopteri; Characiformes; Serrasalmidae. The coding region runs from base 191 to 619 and encodes 142 amino acids. The transcript has 5 exons. The record is from RefSeq and is a predicted model, not a curated record. Gene Ontology annotation, biological process: negative regulation of translation; translation. Gene Ontology annotation, cellular component: ribosome; cytosolic large ribosomal subunit. Gene Ontology annotation, molecular function: structural constituent of ribosome; mRNA binding.
UGCACUACCAUCUGAGACAGUCUCCUGAACUGGCCAUGUAACUGGCAGCCCAUGCAGUUCCCAUGCAUAUAAAUGUUUCGUUUUUUCUGUUACAGGCCACAAAGUAGUAGUUGUGAGAUGUGAGGGCAUCAACAUCUCUGGUAACUUCUACCGUAACAAAUUGAAGUACUUGGCUUUCCUGCGCAAGAGGAUGAACACAAACCCCUCCCGUGGACCCUACCACUUCAGAGCUCCCAGCAGGAUCUUCUGGAGGACAGUCAGAGGUAUGCUUCCCCACAAAACCAAGAGGGGCCAGGCAGCUCUGGAGAGGCUGAAGGUGUUCGAUGGCAUUCCCCCUCCUUAUGACAAGAGAAAGCGCGUGGUUGUCCCAGCUGCUCUGAAAAUUGUGCGCCUGAAGCCCACCCGCAAGUUUGCCAUGCUGGGUCGUCUGGCCCACGAGGUUGGCUGGAAGUACCAGGCUAUCACAGCCACCCUGGAGGAGCGCAGAAAGGAAAAAGCAAGGAUGCGCUACAACAAGAAAAAGGUCCAGAUCAAGCUGACCAAACAGGCAGAGAAGAACGUCGAGAGCAAGAUCUCCAAAUACACCGAUGUUCUGAAGCAGUAUGGUGUACUGGCCUAAACUGUACCUGUGACUGAUCAAGAAUAAAUGUUUAUAGAAACUA